Cololabis saira (Pacific saury) is the source of this 5224-nucleotide messenger RNA. RefSeq names its product carbohydrate sulfotransferase 8-like. Gene Ontology annotation, cellular component: membrane. Gene Ontology annotation, biological process: carbohydrate biosynthetic process; proteoglycan biosynthetic process. Lineage: Eukaryota; Metazoa; Chordata; Actinopteri; Beloniformes; Belonidae. The transcript has 5 exons. The record is from RefSeq and is a predicted model, not a curated record. The coding region runs from base 372 to 1607 and encodes 411 amino acids. Gene Ontology annotation, molecular function: sulfotransferase activity.
CUCAACUUAGUCCGCAACUUCAUCCUCCUGCCUGGCGUCGCUCCGCGCUGUCAGACCUUUUACCUGCCACACCGGGCUCGCCGGGAACAAUUCGGUUUGGGCCAUUAAAGAGUGUUUUUCUUUCUCUCUUUCUUUCUUUCUUUUUUUCUUUUGUUUUGGUGUGGAGAAACCUGGGGGGAACUGUCUUCAGCAGGACCGGCGGACUACGCAGAAUAACCUCCAUGCUGAGCCGCUCGCAGGCUUCAAAAAAAUUAGAAAUGAUCUGCUCCUUUACUAAAAAAACAGACUGCAGAAGGCCACUUGAUGAGGACAACUUGUUUGGAUUUGUGACCGAUGCUUACUUGAAGUGCUGUGCUCGUGGCUGAUCUGGGAUGAGCCUGAUGGGCUUUAGGGCACAGGGCUCUGCCAAUGCUCGGAAGAUGAAAUGUCCCUGCUCUUUCCGCUGCUUCCUGCUGCUGCUGGGAGCCGGAUCAUUGCUGCUGUUGGUCCACCUGCAGAACCUCACUGAGACCAUGUUGCUGCAGACGUCAGGUGGUCAGGUGCCGGUGGCUCCCAGGUGGCCCCCAGAGAAGGGCGCUGCAGAGCAGAGGGAGGAUGUUGUCCAUGUCUUUUCACCUGAGCUCAUCCUGCAACCGCCAUCCGUCCCGCCAGUGUCUGACUCAUUGUUCAGCAGCAAGCAACCUGUCUCCAAACGCCACAGGAAGCUGUUGCUGAAGAGCAACAGUGCAGCUUCCAGCACCUCCGAUGGAGGAGAAGAGGUCCUGCAGCAGCUGAGGCUGGCAAGGAAGCAGGAGUCUCGGCGCCGCUUGUUGACGGACAUUUGCGUCAAAUACCAGCAGGGCAUGGCAGAGCAGCUGGUAUCGCAGCGGCAGGUGUCCCGGGUUUAUGUGGAGGAUGGGUCCAGACUGUUGUACUGCGAGGUGCCCAAAGCCGGAUGUUCUAAUUGGAAGCGGGUGCUGAUGGUGCUGGAUGGCAGUGCCAACUCCACACAGGACAUUCCUCAUGACACGGCACAUUAUAGCAACCACCUGCGGCGGCUGGACAGCUACAACAACACUGGCAUUGCAGAGAGACUGCGCUCCUACACCAAGGUGCUGUUUGUUAGGGAGCCCUUCGAGCGGCUGGUGUCAGCCUUUCGGGACAAGUUUGAGAGUCCAAACUCUUAUUACCAUCCUGUGUUCGGGCGGCCCAUCAUCUCCAGGUAUCGAGCCAAUGCAACACGGCAUGCACUGCGCACUGGCACAGGCGUCACCUUCAGAGAGUUUGUCCAGUACCUGUUGGACGUGCGGCGACCGGUGGGGAUGGAUAUCCACUGGGAGCCCGUCAGCCAGCUGUGCAGCCCCUGCCUCCUGCAGUACAACUUUAUUGGAAAGUUCGAGAGCCUGGAAGAGGAUGCUAAUUUCCUGCUGCAGAGCAUCGGGGCACCAGCCAACCUCACCUUCCCCGACUUCAAAGACCGAAAUCCACAUGCAGAGAGGACUUCAUCUGCCAUUACGCAGAAAUACUUUUCCCAGCUGAACGCUACAGAGAGACAGAAGGCCUAUGACUUCUACUACAUGGACUACGUGAUGUUUAACUACCCCAAACCCUUUACAGAUCUGCACUGACAUGCCUUCACGUUCCCAGGUGACAGGUGUAGCUCCAUCCCUGGAAUUCACUAAGGAUGAUGAACAUGGAGAAAAAGCUGCCUUCUGCUGCACGUCACUGGAGGAACAGAAUGUUUGGUUUUAAUGUGCACUGAAGUUGUUUUAAAUGUGUCGAUAAUCAGAUUUUCAAGUUAAAAUAGAACAGAAAGUUAAUGUUUCAUCAAAGUAUUUGAAUUGAACCAACUGCAAGGACAGGGAACACUGAGAAGGUUAUGGGCAGGAUGCAGAAUGGGAGCCCCAGAGAUAAACCAUAAAGGUGAUGAAAGAGAACCAACAUGGUCGUUUUAGAUCAACUGAUCAGUCCAGAUGAUCUGCUCCCUGAGCUUCUUGUCUGCCAGGACGGAUAUACUCUCCUGAGGAAGUGAGUUAACACUUUUCAGGUCAUUUUUAAUAAAUGUAACUGCUCUUUGAAAACUCAAACUUGCAGCUGCAUCAACUUCUAUGAAGUUCACUUGAUUUCUCUCAGACUGCAUCCACAUUUUGAACUGAUUUUUCAGGUAGCAAACCUGAGCAGCACCAGAAGAAACCAACAGGAAAUAUGUUUAAAACAUGGCCAUAAUGUGGAUGCAGUCUGUUUUUCAUCUAAUUACCACAACGUUUGUGUGUUUUUCUCUGUGCGUGCAUGCGUGCGUGCGUGCAAUCUGGUUCUAAUGGUUCAGUUGAAUCUUUUCUUAAGGCUUUAACACUGCCAUGUCACUUGAUGUGUGAUGUCAUUACAUGAGACGCAUAUUGUGAUUUUAUCUCAUUUAACCCUUAAAUUCCCAUCCUGUCACAGCCUGACCAUGUCUUCAAAACAACUACUCAGCCUCUCAAACAACAUUCUGUCACCAGAAUGUUUUUCCUCUUUUUUUUAAUGGGUGUCAGUGCUAUAAUUUCUGUGUGACGUUUGUUUUAGUAACAUUGCCUUAUAAUUGUUCAGAUUAUUAGUGACGCAGCCUAAUGGAGCUGCAGGUUCAGCUCUGAUACUGAAGAGGAAUUUGAUGACGAUGAUGAUGAUGAUGAUGAUGAUGAUGAUGAUGAUGAUGAUGAUGAUGAUGAUGAUGAUGAUGAUGAUGAUGAUGAUGAUGAGUUCUGCAGCAUCUAAAAACAGAACCAGAACAUGAAAAUGACAAAAGACAAUGAGAUUUCCCUUUAAGAAUGUUUGUUUUCCAUCGAUUUGAAUGCAGGAUGUGCCACAUCGCUCUGUGUGAGGACCUCUGCUUUUUUUACUGACCAUGUUUCCAUUCAGAAAUGUAUUAGCUAAAUUGAAAUAAAUGUAAUUUUAUAUGUAGAUCCAAAUUGGAUUUUUGUUGGAUUUAUGUGGUCCCCUCAGCUUUCUUGACCUGCUGACACAAAUGGGUAGUUUCCAGACAUAUUUGUACUUUUUGCAGUCAAAACACAGAAACUCCCUUUGAAACAUUCACCAGCAGAAAAGCAGGAGACUUUAGUUGUCCAAGAUCAGAACCACUUCAGGGGAAGUUGCAUUUGAAAGAUGAAAUCCAUCAGUCUAAACUGAAUCAUUCAUCCACAUGGCAGAAACAGAUUUUCAGUGUCUGAAGACAGAUUUAGAGGUUCACAAACGACAGACUUCAAUGGUUUAUGUUGGGACUAAUGUCAGGAAAAUAAAUCUUUGAGGGGCUAUAAGAGCUUUAAACCUGACAACCAUCUGCACGUCGCCAUGCUGCGACUUUUCACGGCAGGUGAAAGCCUUCCCUACUUCUGCAUUCAGUGGCAGCUGGGAAUUUUAAACUUGUCGAAAAAUGUCAAAAGAAAUCAGAGUUCCUCGCCAUAAACUCUAGUAAUAUUAGUGAUCAGUCAUACGGCAGCUGGCACAGAAUCGUCAAGUUCUUGUAGAUGUGAGAAAACAUCACAGUAUCUUCAACACAUCUGAGCUUGCCUGUCCUCUGGUCAGUAACUACAGGGUGUUUUUGUAACCACUGCCCCCUCUCCUCUUUGUUUCUUUUUUAGUUUGUAUAUCAAGAUCCAGUGAAUCCAGUGUAAGAUGCUGGUACAUGAUAAUAAUUUAUUCACUAACAUGGAUAACGUCAUUUUAAUCAAAUGAAACGCAUAGGAAAUUUUGUACAGGAUAAUAACACUGUUUUGAAUCAACAAAAAAUAAAAUCUCCCCUGAAACAGGUGGUCUGAGUUUUAGUUGGAGAGACAUAAAACUGUUGCAUACUGCACAGAAGCACAAAUAUAAAACAGUUUGUGUUGGUGCAGUUGCACAACUGCUCUCUCUUCUUCUGGUAUUAAUGGCAGCUGGAUCCAUGACACCAAUGUAAAGGAACAUGAAACCUGUCAGACAUGAACUCAGUUGAUGAACAGUUCACAUUCAUUGUGGUAUGUUGUGAUUUUAUCCGUAUUACUGUCUGAAGUCACGGUUAGUGUUGCAGCAUUAAUUGUAAAAACCUUAGUAAGGAGAAGGUGAAUUAAAGCUGCUAGCAUCGUUGGUUGGGCCGUUGCACCUAUGACCACGUUGCCAUCAAAGUCACCCAUUCAUCAUGAGGUUUUGGUAUAAAUGACCAAACAUUUACACACACAAGUGCGAUGACAAGUCUCUUGACAUGGAUUUCCACCAUUUCAUACCAAUAAUAAACUCAAUCAAAAGACUGUUUCCUGGCCCUGCAAUUGGCACUUUUUUUUCUUUCAGAGUGGAAAGGCACUGCUUCUCCUCACCUGCCAUAUGACCAAAACAUUUCUGACAUACUCGACGAAGUAGGAGAAAGGAGACUUCUAAUCUGACCGCGCAAUGAUUGACAGCACUCGAGAUCUGGCCAAUCAGAAGGGGGCUUGUGCAUGCAGGCUCUUGCAGAGCUACAGAAGGUGAUAUUUUAUCAUGUCAUUCAAAACACAUGGCGAAUCAGGAGCGAGCAAGAGAAAAAAAGGCAAAACAAUAGGAAACUCGUGCUUCACUUGAAGGUGGGUAUGUUGAAAUCAAACUUUUUGGCACAAACAUCUAAGCUGCAACUCAUUAGACAGGAAUAUCUGUCUCCAGUCUCUGUCUAGACUGGGAAAAAAAUAUUCCAGCGGCCCUAAUGAACAUUUAUUGAAUGUCUUGUUGAUGCCUUAUUGAAAAAGAGUGGUGAAAUUUUGUUGGGGAUUCAGGCGGUGGAAGUUGCUUUGUUUUGAUGAGUAAUUGAUGGCUAUUUGUGAAUUGGAUUUGUUUUGCUUUUUUUAUUUCAGCUUGAAGUGUUUUGUUAAAUUAUUCAUUGAUUUGUUAUAAAGUUGAGUUUUUUUUAUUUAAUAUUUAUUUAUUUCAGGUUGAAUAUUUUUAUCUAAUAUUUAGAGGGUUUGUCGCCUUCCCCUCAGGGCUGUUAGGAGGCAAAGGAGAGGGUUAAAUAAGACAGGGAAGAAGCUGUCAGACGGUUGUUGGUCUGACGUUGUGAAAGGCAGUUUAUGUUGCUGUUCUACUUCUUACCUGCAAGUCUCCUACUCUGUUACUGUGAUCUAUGACAGCUUAUCGUGUGUGUUUUUAUCAGGAUCAUUAGCUUACGUUAUUAUGACUCUUUUGUUGUAGUGCCUCUUCAAAGUCGCCAUUAAAAAUAUUCCAUUAGACAUGCGAGCAGUCUGUUUCUUCAAUAUGUAUUUAUUUAUUUUAU